Messenger RNA from Epinephelus fuscoguttatus (brown-marbled grouper), 3408 nucleotides. It is a transcript of the gene adoa, whose product is annotated as 2-aminoethanethiol (cysteamine) dioxygenase a. Gene Ontology annotation, molecular function: oxidoreductase activity, acting on single donors with incorporation of molecular oxygen, incorporation of two atoms of oxygen. Bases 258 to 1052 code for a protein of 264 amino acids. The record is from RefSeq and is a predicted model, not a curated record. Lineage: Eukaryota; Metazoa; Chordata; Actinopteri; Perciformes; Serranidae. Gene Ontology annotation, cellular component: mitochondrion. The transcript has 2 exons.
GACAAGGAGGCGAGUUGGUGGAAAAUGACUGGUGGGAGGCUCUCAUCUGGGGAUGAAAUUAGAAAUUUCCACCAUGAAAUGCGUUUUAUUUAUAGCAAAGUCGCAUUUUUGUCUUUUUGAACGUUCACCGCGCAGCACCAGGAGGAAUUUGGUGACACUAGAGGAUUAGCAAGGCGUUUAAAACAGUUUUUUAUUACCGUCGGAGCACUUCCCGAGACUCACCGAUAACCGUUAGUUUUGUUUUUUUCUGAGCCAAAAUGCCGCGGGACAACAAAACUCCUCUUAUCCAGAAAAUAGCAAAGCAAGCCCAUAUCACCUUUAAAGGCUUAAAGUCUUCGGCCAAUGGGGAUAAUAAACUCGUUGCGGACCAACAGAGUGAACUAAUCUCCUUAGUGACCGCGGUCAGGGCUGCUGACCUGAAAAUUGCUCCCCGGAAAACCAAGCCGAGCUCCGGGACAGCGGGGCUGCAGAGCCCCCCGGUCGCCUACAUGCACAUCUGCGAGACGGAGGUGUUCAGCAUUGGGGUGUUCCUGCUAAGGACCGGCGCCUCCAUACCGCUGCACGACCACCCGGGCAUGAACGGGAUGCUCAAGGUUCUCUAUGGGAAGGUGAGUGUCCGCUGUUUUGACAAGCUGGAAGAUAACCUGACUGUCAGCACUGUGCCACCCCAUUUUGAGCCUCCAUUGGCUCCGUGCCAGAUGGCUUCCCUGCGGCGCUCUGUACUCCGCUCAGUCUCUGAAUACUCAGAGACCAGCGGGCCAUGCCUCCUUACUCCUCUACGGGAUAACCUUCACCAGAUCGACGCAGUGGAGGGGCCAGCUGCGUUCCUCGAUAUCCUGGCACCUCCAUACAAUCCAGAUGACGGGCGUGACUGUCACUAUUACAGAGUCCUGCAAACUGUGGCUGAGGGGGAAACAGAUGGAAAGACCAACAAGGAGCAGCAGGGAGAGGAAAAGGACAAAGAAGAGGAGACAUGGCUGCUAGAAAUCCCUCAGCCAGAGGACUUCUGGUGUGGUGGGGAACCAUACCCAGGCCCUGCAGUCUCUUUCUGAUUGAGCGGAUGAACUAUACUGCAGUAUUUGACAGUGAUAAUAUGUUGACAUCCUUCCAUCCACAAGAGGAGACUUUGUUUUUCCCUGUUCACAGGGAGGUCAAACAUGAGGGUCGUUAUUACCAGGAGCUCAAAGGGAUUUGGUGCCUUAUUCAGGGAUGCUACAGCAGGGCAGAGGCUUCCAGAAACAGGGGCUUUAAUUCUGACACCCUACACUUAAUAAGGACCACUGAACUGCCUUCCAUAAAUCAUCAAUAAUCUUGUCAGUACUGUGAAAAGAGUUGACACAAGGAAUUUGCAUUCCUUAUAUGGGAUAUUUCUUCAUACUAGUAUGUUGCCUUGAACACACAUGAAUGUCAUUAGCCAAACAUGCAAAUGUUGGGGUGUCAUUGGGAUCUCUAUCUUCUGUGAGGCUUGAAAAGCCUUUUUACAUUAUUUUUUCAUUCCGCUGCAGAGGACUACACAUCAUGACAUGUCUUAAUGCCAAAGCCUGUAACUCAAGACAUACCUGCCUUAUUUGUGAAUACUGAAUGUAUACUUACUGAGAGUGCCAUUUCUAUUGUACACACACUUUUCUUCUUUCAAAGUGCACACACUACAUUAUAUAUGCUUUGUUUUAAGACUGUCCUCCUCCAAAAUACCACGAUAUAGGUUGUUCGCACAAGGAGAAAUUCCAACCCAUAUUAAUGUUUAUUGUUAGGCAGGACCUCUAGUGGCAGUCAUAAUUAUUAUGGGAGCAAAAGAAGAAAUCAGGCAACAAAGUUCACGGAGGGUGUGAGCGAGGGGCGGUGGAUAGGUCAAACAAACACAGGACUUCCAUCCAGGAGACUUUGUGCCCUAGGUAAAACCAAAAGUAAUGUUUGAGUUAUUUUCUCAGUAUAACGUAGUAUGUUGUAGAAUGUCAUGUAAAGUGACCUUCAUGACAUGUAAACUGAGAACCUCAAUACAUAUUGUUAUCUUUACGAAAUGUCUUGAAAUCCCCAUGGCACAUCUGCGUCACCAUUUCCAACCAAGCACACCUCCUUCCUAAGCAUUCAGUCAGUGCUAGCGGUCUAGCGCCAAGCAGAUGACAGCAAGCAGCCGAGAAAAAGACAGUGAGGAUUUUUAUUGAUAAUGUUUCAUAUUGAUCAUAGGCCCCUAAAUUGAUUGAAUCAAAUCAAAAUCGUAUCAUGGCAGACUUUGUGAUAUAAACAAAUACUGUAUUAUUGUCCAAAGAAUAAAUAUAAUAUUGUGUUGUGAAAACGUAUGAUUUACAUUUUAAGCCAAACCAUGGUGUUUUUUUCCAAACCUAACUGUGUUGUUUUGGUGCAACUGUGACAGUUUCAUAAAGUAAACCACUUGUUUGGUGUCGUCCCAUAAUAUGUAUCGUGUCGCGGGAUUAUGAGGGUUAUGAAUGUAUUGUGAUACUGUAGGCAAGGUGACAGAUUGCGAUUCUUUAAAUCUAAUUUUAGGAAAACUGUCAAAGUAUAAAGAACAUACCACCAUAGCACCUUUUACAUUAAUAUGAGCAGUGGGAUUGCAUUUGUAUUCAUAACAGUCCCUGUAACAUGCUAGCAAUAUGUUGCUGUCUUGGCGUGCAAGAGUCAACCUCUAAGAUAGUUUACUACCCUGCUAUCUAGUUUGGGGUUUUAAACACAACAGAAAAUGAACCACUGCCACAAGUCUUUGCGUGUAAACCAAUUAUUAAAAAUCGAGUGUUUUUAUAGAUUGAUAUAGUAUCACAUAAUAUUGUGAUAAUCAAGUAUAAUAACCCUUUAUCACACAUUUUUUCUCUCACACCCAAUCAGUAGGUGCGCUAAUUUAGGAAAUGCUCCUAUGGGUCAUAUUUAGCUGGUAGGAAUAUGACCUCUGUGGUCUAAUGGGUUGGAGGACUUGUUAUGUUUUUAAUGUGUUUAAAGUUUAAAACAUUGCAGAUUGUUCCUACACAGAUCUGGUUAGUUUUGGGGAAAAAGACGAUGAUUAGUUAUUUCUGCAUAUUCUGUGAUGGAUUGUACUGUAACUUAAUCCAGAGUGAUAUGGCCUAUAUGAUGCAUCAUAUUAAAGACUGAACGCAGUUUUCAAACCCAGUCCAGAAGAUAGUUUAUAGAAACAUUUUACAUUUUAAAAUGCCAGCUGUGUUUUAGAACUUGAACACUAUCAUGGUAUAAAGCCAACGCUAUCUCACUUUCUUUGCUACCUUUUACAUGUAACUUGAUAAACACUAUAUCAUUCCAAUAGUAUGUUACGUGACUUUAGUUUAUGUUUGUGUAGACAGACAGCUCCUUUGGCCUAUAUAUUAGACUUCACACAGGUUUGUGUGCCAGUUUUACAAUGAUUCUGUAACUCUGAUGUUGAAUGUAUGUGGAACAAUAAAAUAG